This is a messenger RNA of Prorocentrum cordatum, 1658 nucleotides long. NCBI's taxonomy places the organism in Eukaryota, Dinophyceae, Prorocentrales, Prorocentraceae. The record is from the annotation of a GenBank genome assembly.
UUGUCUGAUGUGUACUCGCCUCUUCUUUCGUCUUAAAUGGUGGGGCCGCUCAGCUGCCAGAGUCUGAUGUAUGCUCUGCCCCAGGAAGCGUCGACCAUUUGACUGAUCACUCCCGGUGGGGGCCUCGCGAGCCAGCGCGAAUUCGGAAAACGUAAAAAUGUGCCAACAACGAAAAUUGCACACAUCCAUCCCGUCUCCUCCGCUUUCACCCCGACUCUCCUGCGCAUGCAGAUCUACCCUUCCCCGCUUCCAGCAAUUGAAACCAUGGGGAGGGAAAACAGCAUGCACAUGAACUUCCGUGGGCCCGCGCGCAGAUCUGAGCAACUCGCGCGGAGCCUCGACGGCUCAUGCUGGCGUCGCGUUCUCCCCUUCGAAUUUGGCCGAGCGUGCGCAGGACCACCGUUGCUCGUGCCCCCAACCGCCUCCUCGCGCGACCCUGUCGGUCCUGGCGCGCAAGCUCGGGAGCAGGAGGGGCCUUCGCUCCCGACUGCACCUCCCCGUCGAGAUCCCCGUGGCAGAAUCUGGAGGCCAUCGUCCACGACGGCGCUGUCGCAUCAGGGCCCCGAAAACAAGGGCUUCGAUCAAACAGGACCUUGGCACGCCCAUGUCCCACGACACGUCAGCUCAGCAAAGAGAAAUGCCAGCCGCGCAGGAGGAACCGCAAUCUGAGAUCAGAACCGAUAAUCAUGGCUCGUGGUGUCCUGGCUUCCGGGGCCCUGGGCACAGGGGCGCACCGAGGCGCCGCCGGGGGCAGGCGACGAGCACUCGAGGUUGCCGCGGGGAUGCAGGGAAACACCGCGCAGACGCGCCAAGGGGGGCCGAAGGCGGCGUCGGACCCACUGUGCCUGUGCAGCGGUGCAGCCGCCUCCUCGAGGAGGAGGAGGAGGAGGAGGAGGAGGAGGAGGAGGAGGAGGAGGAGGAGGAGGAGGAGGAGGCGGCCUUCACCGGUAGACGGUGCAGCGCUCGCCUCGCCACGGGGGAAGCACACGGGCCCUGCGGGAGGCGGGUCCUGGACACGGGGAGCGGCUCCUCACUCCGGCCGCUUCCGGAUGGCCCCGGGAGAGCCCCCGGAGCUCGACAGCGGCGCACGAGACGCUCCGGGGCCCGAGCCGCCUCAGCCCUGAGAUCCGACGGCGAACAACAUAAACAGCACCGCAAUAAUCACGACCAGAGCCCUGCGGACUCCAUCCGCCUGGGCCAUUCUUCGAGCCAGAUCGAUCCGCGAGGGCCCGGGGGCCCGAACCCUGGGCGCAACCGCCCGUCUCGAAAAAACUGCAGCGCCCGGGUAUCAGGGCCGGGCCGCUUCCCCAAAGAACGGCCUAGACAUACACUUUCGAAGCUCCGCUUGGAGCGCCAAAAGCUUAUGUUCAUGCGUUUUCUGCUAUUCGACUCCAAGGCCCGUUUGCUCCACUAGAGGCCUCCCAGAUAGUGUCCGCGUAGUCAGAGUCGGAGGAUCGCGCCGCAUCGCCGAUGCGUCGGCGAAGCAUCGGCGAUGCACCAGCGAUGCACCGGCGAUGCAUCGUCGACGUGGGCGAUGCAUCGGAGACGUCGACGUGAAGCACAUCGGGCGCCACAUCGAGCCGCAUCCCCGAUGCAGCGGCGAUGCGGUGCGAUCCUUCGACCCCGUCUGCUCCCCAGACAUGCAACGUCCUGAUUUU